CUGAUAUAAAUAUUUUACCCAGCUCAACUUGAAUCUUGAUAUUCAAAAGUUAAAUACACGCCGACUAGUGUGGAUCACUGUCAGUGAAAUGGAGUAGCGAGUUUGAUACAUUGUGCUUUUUUUUAAAUAUAAUGUCUAGUUUGUUUUUUUAAUUCAAUUAUAGCAUUAAGGAUAACAUUUUUUUUGUUUUUAUAAUAAUUUAAAGAUGUAUUGUGAUUGGCCAGUAUUAAAAAGAUGCUGUUUCUGUUUACCUCUCAGGAAAGGGGUUCUUUUUCUUGGGUAUUUUAUUGUUUUUUCAAACGUGUUGGCAAUACUUUUCAAUAUUUUAGAUAUAUCUUUGGAACAGGAAAUCUAUGAUUUCAGCGGUCUUGAUAUGGAAACAGAAUUUAUAAUAUCCAUAGUGCUGAAUUGUAUAGAGAUAUUAGUUACUCUUGUACUAAUUGUCGGAGCCCACAAGAAUAAAAUAAAAUUAAUCAAAAUUUACUUCUAUUUUAUAUUGGGAAUGGCCGUCCUGAUGUGUGUGCAGCAAAUCGUUCAGAUGUCAUUAAUGAGACAUUUUAUAAUUAUUAUACAUUCAGUUUUUCUCUUCAUAUGUUAUAUGAUGCUUCAUACGUAUUUAAUAUUUUUAAUAAGGAGCUUAUUAAAGAAAAUGGAAAUAUCUGAUCAGAAUAUGUAUGACAAUCAAUUACACCAAAUCGUAUCCGGAGAAAUACAGAAGGAUAACCCACCCUAUUCCACUACUGUAGUCCCUAUUGAUAAUUAAUGAAUACUGAUUGGCCACCCCCGCAUUGCAGGAGCUAAUGAAGAAAAUGAGAGCAAAUCUUCUAAUUAUAUAUAGAUAAUUCUUUCAAUAUUUUGUAUAAAUUGUUUAGGCGAUUUUGUACCGAAAUUUUCCACUUUUUGGUUGGACUAGCGACACAAAUAGUGUAAAUUCCUAUAUAUUAUAAUAAUAUGUAUAUUUAUAUAUUAGUUUUAAUCUAAAUUUAAUUACGUAAAUGUAUGUAAUGUAAAUGUAAGUAAUUUUAAUAGGUUUAAAAAUAAAUAACACGUGUUUUGUUAUAGUGUGCAUAGUGCAUUGUUUUCUAUAGAAAUACCAUACUACGAACUCUGUUUUGUAGUAAUCUUUAUAAUUAUUAUUCAAAACAGUAAUCUUUUGAGAUACGAGUAGAACAACAAAAGCGACGACAAGAGCAGCGCACAAACGAAUAUAUUACACUCCUGUCCUGUGUGGUAGACGUUGUAGUAAAAGCAAACUUUUCUGAGAGAUACGACUUGCGUUCAUAAUCAUGAAUUACAGCACAAUUUGUUGACCGCCCUUGGUCAACAAAUUAUGACAUUAUGUGACAUGAUGUCAGAAGGAAAAUUUUUGAGUCGCUACACUUCUCUAUUUCUAUCAUCAUCAUCAUCGUCAUUUCAGCCCGGAAGACGACCACUGUUAAACAAAGGCCCCCAAAGGUCUCUAUAUCUAUAAAAUCUAAAUAUUAAAAAACAGUCGAGGGAGUAGUCGAUAAACAUGCAUAUGUAUACAUAUCUAUCUAUCUUUUAUAUAUGUCUACUUAAAUAGCCUCAUAGGACUAUCCUACUAUUUUAGAUGAUAAAAAUAUUAUUCAUAAAAGUACAAUACCAAAUGCUAAAGAUGGUAUUGAUGU
Messenger RNA from Achroia grisella, 1649 nucleotides. RefSeq lists its product as uncharacterized. The record is from RefSeq and is a predicted model, not a curated record. The transcript has 4 exons. Lineage: Eukaryota; Metazoa; Arthropoda; Insecta; Lepidoptera; Pyralidae. The coding region runs from base 206 to 763 and encodes 185 amino acids.